AGAAACCCACCCAUCCACCAAAUUAAAAAAAAAAAAAAAGAAAGAAAGAAAAAAAAAAAUCCUGUGGCGCGCUGCCUGGUUCCCGGGAAGACUAGCCAGCACCAGGGGGUGGGGGAGUGCGAGCUGAAAGCUGCUGGAGAGUGAGCAGCCCUAGCAGGGAUGGACAUGAUGCUGUUGGUGCAGGGUGCUUGUUGCUCGAACCAGUGGCUGGCGGCGGUGCUCCUCAGCCUGUGCUGCCUGCUACCCUCCUGCCUCCCGGCUGGACAGAGUGUGGACUUCCCCUGGGCUGCUGUGGACAACAUGAUGGUCAGAAAAGGGGACACGGCGGUGCUUAGGUGUUAUUUGGAAGAUGGAGCUUCAAAGGGUGCCUGGCUGAACCGGUCAAGUAUUAUUUUUGCGGGAGGUGAUAAGUGGUCAGUGGAUCCUCGAGUUUCAAUUUCAACAUUGAAUAAAAGGGACUACAGCCUCCAGAUACAGAAUGUAGAUGUGACAGACGAUGGCCCAUACACAUGUUCUGUUCAGACUCAACAUACACCGAGAACAAUGCAGGUGCAUCUAACUGUGCAAGUUCCUCCGAAGAUAUAUGACAUCUCAAGUGAUAUGACCAUCAAUGAAGGAACCAAUGUCACCCUGACUUGUUUGGCCACUGGGAAACCAGAGCCUUCCAUUUCCUGGAGGCACAUCUCCCCAUCAGGUACAGCAGAAAAGUAUCAGUGUUGCUCGUGCUGUUCAAUAUCUUCCUGUAACCUCACUUGUUCAGAAUCGAAACCAUUUGAAAAUGGACAAUAUUUGGACAUUUAUGGAAUUACACGGGACCAGGCUGGAGAAUAUGAAUGCAGUGCAGAAAAUGAUGUGUCAUUUCCAGAUGUGAAAAAAGUGAAAAUUGUCGUAAACUUUGCUCCUACGAUUCAGGAAAUUAAAUCUGGCACUGUGGCCCCGGGACGCAGCGGAUUGAUAAGAUGUGAAGGUGCGGGUGUGCCGCCUCCGGCCUUUGAAUGGUACAAAGGAGAGAAGAAGCUCUUCAGUGGCCAACAAGGAAUUAUUAUUCAGAAUUUUAGCACAAGAUCCAUUCUCACUGUUACCAAUGUGACACAGGAGCACUUCGGCAACUAUACUUGUGUGGCUGUCAACAAGCUAGGCACAACCAAUGCGAGCCUGCCUCUCAACCCUCCAAGUACAGCCCAGUAUGGAAUUACCGGGAGCGCUGACGUUCUUUUCUCCUGCUGGUACCUUGUGUUGACACUGUCCUCUUUCACCAGCAUAUUCUACCUGAAGAAUGCCAUUCUACAAUAAAUUUAAAGACCCAUAAAAGGCUUUUAAGGAUUCUCUGAAAGUGCUGAUGGCUGGAUCCAAUCUGGUACAGUUUGUUAAAAGCAGCGUGGGAUAUAAUCAGCAGUGCUUACAUGGGGAUGAUCGCCUUCUGUAGAAUUGCUCAUUAUGUAAAUACUUUAAUUCUACUCUUUUUUUGAUUAGCUACAUUACCUUGUGAAGCAGUACACAUUGUCCUUUUUUUAAGAUGUGAAAGCUCUGAAAUUACUUUUAGAGGAUAUUAAUUGUGAUUUCAUGUUUGUAAUCUACAACUUUUCAAAAGCAUUCAGUCAUGGUCUGCUAGGUUGCAGGCUGUAGUUUACAAAAAACGAAUAUUGCAGUGAAUAUGUGAUUCUUUAAGGCUGCAAUACAAGCAUUCAUUUCCCUGUUUCAGUAAGAGUCAAUCCACAUUUACAAAGAUGCAUUUUUUUCUUUUUUGAUAAAAAAGCAAAUAGUACUGCCUUCAGAUCAUUUCUUCAAAAUAUAACAUAUCUAGAUUUUUCUGCUCGCAUGAUAUUCAGGUUUCAGGAAUGAGCCUUGUAAUAUAACUGGCUGUGCAGCUCUGCUUCUCUUUCCUGUAAGUUCAGCAUGGGUGUGCCUUCAUGAAAUAAUAAUUUUCUCUUCAUCUCCAACUAAUAAAAGUGUUUUUGCCAAAUUCUACAAUUUGAAAGCAAAAGUAAACCGCAAUGAUAAAGUUAAACUAUAUCUUAUCUCUAAAGAACAAAGGAGUUAUCAAGCUGUAAAAAUCUCUUCCCACAUUUUGAGAAUUUUGCCCCACGAUGACUCAGUUUUGUGAUGAAAAACAAUUUAACUAACAUAGUACAGGUAAAUCUACCAUAUGAUUUCUUUAGUUGUAGCUAAAUAUUAGAUCCACUAUGAGAAAUAAUUCCCUUUAAAAUGAUAGUACAGUCUAUCCAAAGGAUUGCCUAGCAAUACAGCAACUUUUCCUUUCACUGUUCCAGGCCAAAAUUUUUAAGAUUGUUUGUCAGAAAGGACACGAAGUCCAAUUACCUAAUAUUACAUGAGUUGGUAAGCACUCAAAAUUUUUGGUUCUGUGGCAGGUAAGUUGGUAUGCUAGAUAUAGUGUUCCUGUGGAUAGGUGUAUUUUGCCUAUUUUCCCUCUGAAAACAUCACUCAGUUGAUAGUUUGGUAUGCAUAUUGUAUUUAGAAAACUCCAAAAUAUAUUAUAACAAAUAUUUCAUGCUGGUAUGCAGCAGAUCAAUCUCUGAAAUAACAAAUUCUGCAGUUAAAUCUUUCUCUAUAGCCGGUAGCUCAAACAAACAAGGCCAAAAAGAAAAAAAAAAAAAAUUACCAUGCUUUAUUUCUUCUUAUAUGAUAUAUGUAAGAUGUGUUCAAAUGGAGACCAGCCACCAGUGAUGAAGGAUAUCUUAAAAUCUACUAAUUAUUAAUUUAUCAUGGAUAUUAAAUUAUUUCUAUUAUAAAGAAUAAAAACUACAUUUUUGAAAGAAAAUGCUGUUACUCUAAGAAGCAUUAUAUUACAAGAAUAGUUUGUUGGUGUUACUCUUUACUAAAGAAAGACCAUAGCCUUGGAAGCCAUUUUACAGGUUUAAUAAAGUUACCAAUUUCACUAUACCUAGAGAGAUUUCUGCAAAUAGUUCCCUUUUGCAAGUCAUAAUAACUACAAAACACCUACUAAUAUAGUUAGAAACAAGAUAUUUCACAGAGAUUGUAUACAUUUAAGAUAUCUAAUAUUUUGCCCUGAAAGAAAUGAAUAUAAGUAAAAUGUAAGUAAAAUUUAGUCUCAAAGUACACCAUAAAUCUGUUUUAAUUAGAAAUGUGAAUCCUAGAUGAGGAGGCAUAAAUGUACAAUAUUUCCAUAAAAUGGCAAUAAUAUGGCAUAAUGCUAUUAAAUUUACCCACUGUAAUAAUUUAUUACAUUAUUUUGACUGAUAUAGGGUUUUUCUUAAACACAUAUGGCAUUUUAACUUUGAUUAUUAUUGAUUUGCUUUCUAAAAAUAUUCUUUGUGGAAUUGGUGAGUAAACUACAAAAUAUUUUUUGUGUGUAUUGCAGCUUUAAAGUGGCACACUCCAUGAUAAUCUACUUACUAGAAAUAGUGGUGCUACCACAAAAGUGUUAACCAUCAGUACCAUUGUUUGGGAGAAAGAAACAGAUCAAGAAUGCAUAUUAUACAGUGAUCGCUUUCUUAGAGUUAAAAAUACCUCCUCUUUGUAAGGUUUAUAGGGUAAAUGUGAGGUAAAUUGAGGUAUAAACUAUGGAUGAACCAAAUAAUUAGUUCAAAGUGUUGUCAUGAUUCCGAAUUUGUGGAGUCUGGUGUUUUUCCCAUAGGAUGUGACAGAAGUACAGUCAUAGCUCAGUAGCUAUAUGUAUUUGCCUUUAUGUUAGAAGAGAAUUUCUUGAGUGACUUUUUAAAUAGAGGAGGUAUUCACUAUGUUUUUCUGUAUCAAGCAGCAUUCCUAGUUGUUAGGCCCCUGGACAGAGUGAAAUCAUGAGUAUUUAUGAGUUCAAUAUUGUUCAAAUAAGGCUACAGUAUUUGCUUUCUUGUGUGAAUGUAUUGCAUAUAAUGUUCAAGUAGAUGAUUUUACAUUUAUGGACAUAUGAAACGUCUGAUUACUCCAUUUUAUCAGUCCUGAUUGUACAAGAUUGUUCCAAUUUCAAAAUAGCAGUUUUAUGAAACUGAUUUAUCUUUUGAUCUAUAACAAUUUUUCUAGCUAUCCAUUUCAGCAUUAUAUUUCCAUGGGUUUCAUUUGUGGGACUCUUUUUGUUGCCCCUGAAUUUUUUUCAAAGAAAAAUAAA
This is a messenger RNA of Globicephala melas (long-finned pilot whale), 4084 nucleotides long. It is a transcript of the gene NEGR1, whose product is annotated as neuronal growth regulator 1. NCBI's taxonomy places the organism in Eukaryota, Metazoa, Chordata, Mammalia, Artiodactyla, Delphinidae. The record is from RefSeq and is a predicted model, not a curated record.